UAAUAGUUUGUUAUUUUUAGAGAUCAAGUCAUUAAGUCACACGUUUGAACAAUCUUGCAGUCUGCGCCUGACCGUUGCGAUCGACGACCGUGUUCGCGCGCCAAUUUAAACAAACGUGCGAACAAACACAACUUUAUCUAAGAAAACUUUUGUUAAUAAACCUUUGUAGUGCAGUUUUUUACCAUUAGUGUGAAAAUGGCUAAAGAUAACGUGAAAUUGGACAUUGUGAACGAGAAGAACGACGUACUUCUUAAUGAUAUUAUCGAAAUUUUUGGCCGUCCAGUGGCGCCGGUCAAACCACCUGUUACGAACAAUGUGCGCCCAAUGGACCUCGAACGAGGACUCGAUACACAAUUUAGCAACAACAACUUGGGUGAGAGCGACGCGACUCCCACGCAGCCGCUGCUGGAGCCGCCCAGAGACCGACAACUGCCUCCUUUAGCCGGACCUGAGAUCGACGACCUGGAUGGCGACCCCCCGAAGGACGCGACUCCGUACCCUGGCAUCGACGACGGACUGUUCGAGCCCAUUGACAAGAACCCUGAGAAUCAUGAUCAUGACCACGAUGGCAGCGAGCACCCAACAGAACUGGACCCUAGUGACAAGCAUUCAGAGCCUCACGACGGAGACGACGGUGGCGCCACUGACGGUAAAUUGCCGUGGGAGCAUGACGAACCAGACUACCCUUACGUUAAACAAGUAAUUUUUCCUGACGAACUGGACCCGUACACUUUACAUGUAAAUGGCAUCGGGACAAGAUUCGGUGACUCACGGCCUGGGUCUCCUAUGCCUGGAUCGAUUCCUGACGUGAACACAUACCAGCAGAAGAAAAAUCUGGCGCAAGGCAUGAUGGACCUCGCGCUGCUGUCAGCUAACGCCAACCAGCUGCGAUACGUGCUGGAGUCCUCCACCGAGCACAGCUACUACUAUCCUAGUCUCAUCUUCAUCUCACUCAGUAUCAUUUUUCAAGUGAUGGUCGGUAUUGGUCUCAUCAUGAACAGCCGGUACGACGUGAACGACCACAAGGAGCGCUGCAAGGCCGACAAGAUCAACAACCUGACAGUCCUGGGCAUCUUCCUCAUCACCAUCGUCAAUGUGUUCAUCACCUCCUUCAGUGUUAACACUCCUAUGGUCACCAAGACGGUCGUCGCGACGCCUCCCUCAGUAUAGCAGGCCUAGGGGCACAGAUCUGAACUCUAUCUUAAGUUCUCCGCCUUCACUAGGUUUGUUUCAAGAAUUCUGUUUUUUGAAAGAACUUUUCUCAAGCCAGCGUUAGAUGGCCGCUGUGACGAUUUUAAUACGACCUCAUCGGACUCGGUUCGUCUUUCGGCCGUUUUUCCGACAAAGCGCGUUGCGUGAUAUUUUUGUCAUAAUCUUAAAGUUAAUUGCAUUUAGAUAAUAGACCAAUAAGUGUAAUUUAAAUGCUCCAUUGUUAAUUUUGAGCCUUUUACCUAGGUAUCUAUGUAUAUUAAUUUGCUCAAAAUGACUCUGCUAGAUUUGUAUAUACCUACCUAGUGUUAAGAUAAAGAUUUGUAUAAAACUUAAAUAGGUAUUUAAGAAAAAUAUGACAUCUACAUUUACAUUGAAAAAUAAUAAUCUGUGAAAUGAAAAUCUUUUAACUUCACAUUUAGUUCGAUCAUCAAUUUUUGUGUUCUUAGCAUUAUAAUAAUUUUGAAUUCACAUGUCUAUGUAACCGAUCUUAUUUCAAAAGACUGAGUAUUUUUAUCAUCCACUACACUUUUUUGUACUUAGUCGUAAUGUAUGUACAUUAAUUAAUUCAAAACCAGCUAAUCUCAUAAUAUUUAAUCUAAUAAUUUAGUUUUACAUGGUUCGCUAGAUACCAGCUUUCUCGCGAUAGAUAAUUAGGUUUAGUAUUUAUAUUGCUUUUAUUUUGUACAUAAAAAUAAAUAUUUAUAUAAGUUACAGAAA
Molecule: messenger RNA, 1929 nt
Organism: Helicoverpa armigera (cotton bollworm)
Lineage: Eukaryota; Metazoa; Arthropoda; Insecta; Lepidoptera; Noctuidae
Gene: NijA
Product: ninjurin-A
Exons: 8
Coding region: 196-1170 (324 amino acids)
Biological process (GO): cell adhesion; tissue regeneration
Cellular component (GO): membrane
Source: RefSeq, a predicted model, not a curated record